UGUGCAUAUAUGCUAUUGUGAAUUGUUUAUAAUUCUUCAAAUCUUGCAUUUGAAAAAAUUUCAAGAAGAUAGUAAGAUUGUUCGUUAAUUCGAGAUACAAUAAAUAACAUAUCUACGUACCUACCUACCAGCUGUAUGGAAAUAGACAAAAAAUUAUUGAUAAGCCAUCGAAAACGAUAAGUUGGGUCAUGGAACAACUCUUGUGGUUAGGUUUAUGGACGCAAAAAGAUACAAUGUUAAAUUUUCCCAAUCCAAUCAAUGUUGUAUGUUGGAGUUUAUCGACAACUGUGUCAUCAUGUUAGUAGUAUUCAAGUUUUUAGCGUUGCUGUCUACUCUGUAUUUGUGUAAGGCUGAAGACGAACUCAUAGCUGUCACAGCAAUAUUAAGACAUGGCGCAAGAAUACCUGUCUCGUUUUAUGCGAGUGACCCUUACAAAAAUAUUACAUGGCCAUUUGCUUUGGGAGAUCUAACCAAUAAAGGCAUCAAGGAAAUGCACCAUGUGGGUAAAUGGCUUAGAAAGAGAUACAGUUCUUUUCUAUCGGAAAUACACACACCAAGUGAGAUCUACGCUCACUCCGUAGACUUCGACAGAUGCUACAUGACCGCCGAAGCAACAUUGGCUGGUCUUUACCCUGCAAGAGGAAAAGAAGUUUGGAACAGCAACAUAAGAUGGCAACCAGUACCAAUCCACGGGUCUCCCAACUCCCAAGACAUAGAAACUAACAUGUUGAACCCCUGUCCCAAUAAACUAGCAGCUGUUGCAAAUCUCAUCUACAAUUUGCCAGAAUACCCAGCCAUAGCAGAGCUAUACAAUCCUAUUCUGAAAAUUAUAAACGAAAGGGCUGGAGAGAAUGUCACUCUACCUCAAUUGUACUCAUUUUACGACACCGUAUUCAGUGAGAAAGCGUUGGAUUUACCGUUACCGGAAUGGGUAGCAGAAAUCUAUCCUAAAAUACUACCCUUAAUAAAGUUAUACACGGAGCUCAACUCUAUAAAUCCGCAGGAAGUGAAGAUCCAAAUAGGACCUUUGAUGACGCAAAUCCUAAACCAGUUUGAACGAGCAAUAACUGGAGAAGGUUUUGGCACGACCAAAACGAUAUACAGAAAAUUCAUGGCCUACUUCUCAACCGAAUGGAUGUUGUACGAUUUCGCUUACGGUCUUGGGUUAGAAAGCAUAGAUAUACCACAAUAUGGCGCCCUAUUUUUGGUAGAGCUCAGAAGGAACUGGGAAGGUCAUUAUGUGAAAAUAUUGUUCAGAAAAUCUUCGAAACCUGGGACAAAAGCUGUACCCUGGAAAUUCAAAGAUUACGGGCACAAUCCAAGUUUCAGCAAAUUUAGGAAGUAUUUAGAACCAUUAAGGACGAAUACCACACAGUGGGUUUCGAUGUGCCACAACUUCACAGGUGCUUUACCAAAAACGGUUACUGGAGUUCCUAUAUCUUGAUCUGAAUGUUUGAAACGUUAUGGAAUCAAUAAAAAAAUAUUGAUUGAUCCGUAUGUGAGUAAUAUAAGAUGAGAAAUACUGUAGUUAUACAAUAACAUGUUUAGUAAAAUAUCAGGACAUGUAUUCUAAUAACUGUAUGGUUUUUUACAUGUAAAUAAAAUAUUGAUUCUCCUUC
Harmonia axyridis is the source of this 1619-nucleotide messenger RNA. Its product is annotated as testicular acid phosphatase homolog. Lineage: Eukaryota; Metazoa; Arthropoda; Insecta; Coleoptera; Coccinellidae. The coding region runs from base 215 to 1444 and encodes 409 amino acids. The record is from RefSeq and is a predicted model, not a curated record. The transcript has 4 exons. Gene Ontology annotation, biological process: dephosphorylation. Gene Ontology annotation, molecular function: phosphatase activity.